UUAACUAGGGUAGAACCACGUAAAACAGAGUAACACGAAGCUUAGCUAGCCACCGAGGGUUUCUUCGUCGUGGUUAUUAUUAUCUUGUUCAUCAAUUCAUUUCCAUUCUCACUACCUACAACACAAUCCUUCAUCGCCAAACCCUAAAACGGUACCGUUUUAGCGCGCGCAGAAGCUGAAAGUGUUCCUCUAGUUUCAGAGGUUCACUGGUCACACACCAUGGCUCUCUCAAUCGGAAAGCUCACCAUUCUCCUCGGCGCAGGUCUUUUUGGUGGAGCUAUGGCUUCUAAAGAAGGUGGAUUGGCGGAUUUUUCUGGUCUUGUUUCUGGUGCUUUCAAGGUUUUUUUAAGGCAACUUCAAAGCAAUGAUUCUACUCCAACUGUUAAAAAGCCACACAAUGAUGUGUUGCUUGAUCAGGUUAGUAACCUUCGGAAGCAAAUAGAGGAUCUUGUUAGAGAUAAUAAAGAUAUCAUUAUUGUAAAUCCAAGUGGAACAGAAGGAAGAAAAUAUGCAGCAGUGGUCAUUAUUGGGGUAGGAUGUGGAUGCCUUUGGUGGAAGGGAUGGAUUCCUCAUAUGAUGUUUGCAACAAGGCGUAGUUUAAAUGAUGCUUGUACAGGCAUAGGUAAACAGCUGGGGAAGGUUUAUGAAUCAAUUGAGGAAGCCCAGGGGAAGAUAGGUGGAAGAAUUAUCGGUGUUGAAAAACACAUAGAUCAAAUUGAAGCCAUUGCAGAUGAUACCCAAAAAAAUAUCAAUGCAAUACAACGCGACACAGAGGAAAUAGAUGGAGAUAUCAACAAGUUUCGCAUUAUAAUCCGAACUAUUGAAGAUAAAAUAACUUUAAUAGAAGGGAAUCAGGUUGCCACAAAUGAUAAAGUGAAGGGAAUGUGUCUAUUUACCGAGAGUUUGCAGAAUAGCUCGACUCCGCAGUAUAUUCAGGGAUCUUCAUCCAUGCCAGCCAUUGAGCUACCAUCAGUUUCACCAUCUUCCAGGGCUUUGCAGUCAGGUCCUUCCAGGCUAUAUCUUGAGCAGCCUUCUAUUACACCAAUAUCAAGGACUGGAUCUGUGCCUCCAACUAGGUCAGCUGAUCCACCGUCUCCAUCAAAUACUGUCGGAUCUGACCAGGAGAGUAGUCCUAUAUCUGAUGAGAGAGAUUUCUCCAGUAGUCGUGUGGAUUCGAUGAAAACUCCUCCUGCAGGAAACAAGAUCAAUGAAUCUAGUUCUGGUGGCUUUCUUGGGAUAAAUUUCUCAAGUGUCUAUGCUCCGUUGCUGAGAACUCGCAGUGUGACAAGCUCAGUAUUACAACAAACCCGACCAAGUAGUUAAUAACAGUACUGAGCCUGAUUAUUAUUUUUCGUUGGUUUCCAGUAAAUUAUCGAUGGUUGGAUAUUUUUGGGGGGAACCAAUACACCAACCAGUAAAGAGAUUGUAGAGAUGGUAUGCACCAUCAAUUACGACUAUGUCAGCGCCAGUCUUAUUAGAGAAACGACUGAGCAGUGAAUUGUGAAUUUUGCAGAGAUGCUAUUUUUCAGUUUCCUUAGAUUAUUACUAAAAUAAGAGUUUCCCCAUUAUUUAACUACUGGGGAAGGCAAGUGAAGUUUAAUAGUCAUGAACUCUUUAGUCUCCAUAUUUAUAUUUAUUUAGGAAUGAAAUAGUAAACCUUGUCAAGAAUUUUACAUGUUUGAGGUUUCUGUUGUAUAAAAUUUUUAUCCUAGUUUUAUAGCAAA
Medicago truncatula (barrel medic) is the source of this 1724-nucleotide messenger RNA. RefSeq lists its product as uncharacterized. NCBI's taxonomy places the organism in Eukaryota, Viridiplantae, Streptophyta, Magnoliopsida, Fabales, Fabaceae. The transcript has 14 exons. The record is from RefSeq and is a predicted model, not a curated record. Bases 220 to 1323 code for a protein of 367 amino acids.